GAAAAAUGAUCGUCGUAGAAAUUUUAAUAAGGUAAUAAAAUUAAGGACUUGUAUUUCAUUCAAUCGAUCGUCGAUACUCGUGAAUAUCAUAGUAAAAGAGUGGAUCGACAGGAUCAAGUAGAAAUUUCGAUAAGGAUAAAUUCAAACAUGGCACCGAAUAUUAUAAGUAGCCCUAUUGGAAUUCUAUUCAAAGGAGAAAAGAUAGAUGAUCAAUCAGUCGAAAUAAACAAGGAAAAAGAAAUAUAUAAAAGGACUAUAAUUUGGAGAAAUGUUGCGAUAUUUAGCGUUUUACAUAUCGGUGCUGUCUACGGUGCCUAUCUUGCACUCACAUCUGCUAAAUUGUUAACAACGCUUUUCAGUAUCUUACUUAGCAUGUGGUCGGGUAUUGGUAUCACAGCAGGAGCUCACAGAUUAUGGGCGCACAGAUCCUACAAAGCAAAGUGGCAACUUCGAUUAAUUCUUAUUAUAUUCAACACUAUAGCCUUUCAGGAUGCGGCUAUCGAUUGGGCAAGGGACCACAGGGUUCAUCAUAAAUAUAGCGAAACUGAUGCGGAUCCACAUAACGCAAAAAGAGGAUUCUUCUUCUCUCACGUAGGUUGGUUGCUACUCAGGAAACAUCCGGAUGUUAAACAGAAGGGUAAAGGAAUCGACAUGAGCGAUCUUAAAAGUGAUCCCAUUAUCGCCUUUCAGAAGAAAUACUACUUCAUUCUGAUGCCUUUGAUGUGCUUCUUUCUGCCAAGUAUAAUACCUAUGUACUGCUGGAAUGAAACUUUCCUCAACUCUUAUUUCAUUCCCGUAGUAUUUCGUUACGUCUUCACCUUAAAUACGACGUGGCUAGUGAAUUCCGCCGCUCAUCUUUUUGGCAAUAAACCUUACGACAAAUACAUCAAUCCUUCCGAAAAUAAAGGAGUAGCAAUGAUGGCAUUGGGCGAAGGCUGGCAUAAUUAUCAUCACGUAUUUCCAUGGGAUUACAAAACUAGCGAAUUGGGUAAUUACAGGUAUAAUAUCACAACGGCGUUCAUCGACUUUUUUGCGAAAAUAGGUUGGGCUUAUGAUCUAAAAAGUGUCUCGAAAGAUAUGGUAAAAUCGCGAGUACUCAAAAGCGGUGAUGGUACUCAUGAUGUUUGGGGUUGGGGCGACAAGGAUCAAACACAAGAAGAGAAACAACAUGCCAUAGUCACGUAUAGUUCGACGAAAGAUCAAUAACUGUUCUCUCUCUUGUUAUCCUCUUCGCUCUUAUUUGUUUUUCCUCUUUCGAAAAUAUCUUUACAUUCACUUGACAAAACUAAGUAAUUCACGAUCAUGAAUUUAUUAUUCUCUAUACAACUAUCUUUGUGUUACGAUUUCUCUCCUCUCCCCUUCCUCAUCUUUUCUUAUUCACGAUAAUAGAGUAACCUUGACAUAAUUUCAUAACAAUAUAAUUUAUAGAUAGAAUAAUCUAUCGAAUAGACUAUUAGAUUGUCUUUCAAACCUCAAAGGUUGAAUGUAAUAAGAAUUAAUCGGAGUUUAACAUUUUGCUUUAUGAAUAGUUUAUUCAUAAUCUGCGCCCUCCUGCUGCGAUACCAAUACCUACCUGAGCACUGGUCAAUUAAAAAAGCUAAAAAAACAAAUAAUAAUAUAUAUGUUUUUUUAUUUCGUUGAAAUUUCAAAAUGCAUUAAAGUCUUAUUAUGCAAUCGUGAGAAAAUAUGUACUGAUUUGCUUUUAAUUUGAUGGGUAUUAUAUAUAAUAUCAAAAAUAAUCUAAAGGAACGUAACACGUUAGGACAAAAGGGGAAGUGAGAGAGAGAGAGAGAGAGAGAGAGAGAGAGAGAGAGAGAGAGAGAGAGAGAGAGAGAGAGAGAGAGAGAGAGAGAGAGAGAGAGAGAGAGAAAUAAAGUUUGUGCAUGUGUGCAUACUUAUCAAAAUGCGAUGUUAACAAUUUAGUCGGAGAUAAGAGCCGUAAGCAGUAUCAAUGUGUAGACCAUUAAAUAUCGCGGCAUUUCUCCAAACAAUACGUCUCUUAUAUAUUUCUUUUUCCUUGGAGAAAAGAACUCCUAUUAGGCUACUUGUAAUAAUUGGUGCCAUGAUCGGUAUAUAAUGGAAUGAU
Molecule: messenger RNA, 2086 nt
Organism: Vespa velutina
Lineage: Eukaryota; Metazoa; Arthropoda; Insecta; Hymenoptera; Vespidae
Product: acyl-CoA Delta-9 desaturase-like
Exons: 6
Coding region: 148-1206 (352 amino acids)
Biological process (GO): unsaturated fatty acid biosynthetic process
Cellular component (GO): endoplasmic reticulum membrane
Molecular function (GO): stearoyl-CoA 9-desaturase activity; iron ion binding
Source: RefSeq, a predicted model, not a curated record